GAACACACGAGAACAUAACAGAAAAAGAAAAAAAGAAAAGAUUUUUGCCGUCUCUUUCGCCAUGAAGCAGAAGAAGUCCAAACCCAAGAAGCCCCAAACCAAAAACUCUAAACAUGGAAAGCAGGCUGAUUUAGCACAAUUUCGCUCACAACUUGAUGACUUGGGUUUAAAAAUUAUUCAAGUGACGGCGGAUGGAAAUUGCUUCUUCAGUUUGCUUGAGAUGCUCUGCAGGGCUAUAGCUGACCAGCUGGAAGGAAAUGAAGAGGAACAUGCAAAGUAUCGCAACACGGUGGUACAGUAUAUCUUGACCCAUAGGGAGGACUUUGAACCAUUUAUUGAGGACGAGGUGCCAUUUGAUGAGUAUUGCAAGUCCAUGGAAAAAGAUGGUACAUGGGCAGGGAAUCUGGAAUUGCAAGCAGCUUCUCUUGUUACCAGAAGAAAUAUCUGCAUUCAUCAGGCUAAUUCUCCUCGAUGGUACAUAAGCAAUUUCAGUGGUGGUGAAACUACUAUGAUUCAUCUGAGUUAUCAUGAUGGUGAACACUACAAUAGCAUUAGGUUGGUGGACGAUGCUUGUGAAGGACCUUCCAAGCCAAUCAUUAUCAAGGUUGAUGCUAAUAUAUCUGUAGUGGACCAUAAAAGGAAAGAUGCGAGCAAUGGAUCAAAAGUAUCCUCUCAUAGAAAUGGCUUUGACUCUGGAUCAGUUAAGUUGGUCAUGGCUGGAACAGGUUGUGCAAAUAUGAAAAAAGUUGAGCAGAUUUUACAAGAAGUUAAUGGUGAUGCUGAUGCUGCAAUUGAGUUUCUGAUUGCAGAGCAACAAGCAGAUGUUAAUGCUGAUGAAAGUGAUGGUAUUCCCUGUCAGACUAUCGGAGAUGAUAAAAAUGGGAACGAUGAAAAUGACAACUCUGAGAGGCCAGAGGUCUCAACCGGGGAUGCAAAAUGUGAACAUAAUCAUUCCAGAGGUGAUUUUCAAUCAGUUCAGUGUCAUAGCAAUGAUAAGGAAGAAGAAACUAAUGAGGAAUGUUCAUGUGGAUCAAAGAAGAAGUACAAGGCUUGUUGUGGUUCAACCGUCGGAAAGUCCUCAAAAGCACCUAUAAUCUCCAGUACGAACAGACGUCCUGCUCGCAAAGGCAAGAAGGAGAUAAAACGAACCAAGAAAAAAGAAGCCACUAGAGGAAUACAAAAAUGUCAAUCUGGAAUCUUAACAGAUGUUGGUGCUCUUUGCAUUUGACCAAUGAUUUAAGAAUAUGAAUUUGAAGAAUAGCUCCUUCAACUUCCUGCAUACGCUGAAAGAGUGCCUUAAAAUAGAAUAAAAAAUUAAGAUUUUGUUAACAUUUUCCAGUACAUAGUUCACGCCAUUUUCAUUCAGGUACAUGAUAGUGAUGAUCGAUAGUGAUGAUCCAAUGAGAUAUUGAGCGACAUAACAAGUCGGCAGAGCUUGAAUCAUGAAGGACGCUGGUCAAGUAACUCUUUAUUGGGCUUGGAUUUUGGUUCUGGAAGUCGUGCAAAUACUGUGUAGUGGUGGGUAACACAGCUUAUAGCGAAAUCAAUGUGUAUUUGUUGUUGACAGAGUCCAAGUCAUGGUAUUUGACGUGCCUUCAAAAAAUUUCGUGUUUUGCAUGUUAAGGCUCACAGCCGCAAACAAAAAUGUAAAUUCGUCUAUGUAACGAAGAUGUAAAUUCAUCUAUGUAUUAGAAAAUAUUCGAUGCCUCUUCAUGUGUAUUCAAGACGAAAAAAAUAAAAAACUAUUAACAAAGGCAUAUUUUCCUU
This is a messenger RNA of Asparagus officinalis (garden asparagus), 1767 nucleotides long. Its product is annotated as OTU domain-containing protein 3. NCBI's taxonomy places the organism in Eukaryota, Viridiplantae, Streptophyta, Magnoliopsida, Asparagales, Asparagaceae. Bases 62 to 1228 code for a protein of 388 amino acids. Gene Ontology annotation, biological process: protein deubiquitination. Gene Ontology annotation, molecular function: cysteine-type deubiquitinase activity. The transcript has 13 exons. The record is from RefSeq and is a predicted model, not a curated record.